AUGCAUCUUGGUGCUGAACUUGCAGCCGAAUCCGGGAUUGCCUUCAACACACCAUCGAAGGGUGGCAUGCGCCUUCCGGGAUCAGUCUCUAUUUCAGAUUUUCCAGAUAUCUCUAACUUCACUGUGUCAAUUGAAAACCGCUUGCAAGAGUUGGCCCUUGCGCUGUCAUUAAAAUGUUUGUCUUUUGAUUUUGUUGGGACAUCAAUUGAUGAAAGUUCAGAAGAGUUUGGUACUGUGCAGAUCCCAUCUUCUUGGAGGCCGGUCUUGGAGGAUCAAUCGACACUGCAGAUAUUUUUUGAUUACUAUGCAAUCACAAAGCCCCCUCUCUCCAAGGAGGCGCUAGAAUGCUUAGUGCGUUUGGCUUCUGUAAGACGGUCUUUGUUCACCAAUGAUGCUGCACGAUCUAAGUUCUUGGCCCAUCUAAUGACAGGAACCAAAGAAAUUUUACAAACGGGGCAAG
Messenger RNA from Ilex paraguariensis (yerba mate), 460 nucleotides. Lineage: Eukaryota; Viridiplantae; Streptophyta; Magnoliopsida; Aquifoliales; Aquifoliaceae. The record is from the annotation of a GenBank genome assembly.